AUGGAAGAUACGCAUAUAGAUGAGUCUGUGCAUGAUGCUCCUGCUGUUAGCGGGGCUCCCGCUGAGGCUGGGGGCGAGCUACACGCCUUGGACGACCCAAACGUCUACCAUUGGAUCUGUCAGUUGACCUACGGGCCUCAUAAGGAACAAGCAAUGUUGGAGUUAGGGCGUAAGAGAGAGCAAUUUGACGACCUGGCGUUGGUUAUAUGGACCUCGUUUGGGGUGAUGACGUCGUUGUUGAAUGAGAUCAUCGGGGUGUACCCGAUGUUACAACCAAACUAUCUGUCCAACCAGCUGUCGAACCGUGUCUGCAAUGCGUUGGUGUUGUUACAAUGCGUUGCCUCCCAUCCGGAGACGAAGCACCAAUUCUUACAAGCGCAUAUCCCAUUGUUUCUGUUUCCUUUCCUCAACACUACUUCGAGACAAAGAACCUUCGAAUACUUGCGGUUGACUUCGCUCGGUGUUAUUGGAGCUCUAGUGAAAAACGAUUCACAGGAGGUGAUUAGUUUCCUCUUGAGAACUGAUAUCAUUCCAUUAUGUCUGCGUAUCAUGGAAAGCUCCUCGGAACUGUCUAAAACCGUGGCCAUCUUCAUUUUGCAGAAGAUAUUGCUCGAUGACAUUGGCCUGCAGUACAUAUGUGCGACUUUAGAGAGGUUCUACGCUGUGAGCAACGUCUUGAAACACAUGAUCGACCAAUUGACGGCGCAGACUCCACCGGGAAGGCUGUUGAAGCAUAUCAUCAGAUGCUACUUGAGGCUGAGCGACAACUUGGAGGCCAGAAGACUGUUGAAGAUCGUGUUGCCUGAUAAGUUGAGGGACGAUACUUUCACCGAAGUUUUGAAAGAUGACGUGAAUACAAAAAGAUGUCUAGCACAGUUGCUGUUGACAUUGAACGAGGAACCAUCGCAACAGACGGUGCCUCAGCAUCUGGCUGCCCAGCAACAAGCAGCCCAGUAA
This is a messenger RNA of Tetrapisispora phaffii CBS 4417, 957 nucleotides long. It is a transcript of the gene CAF40, whose product is annotated as CCR4-NOT core subunit CAF40. The transcript has a single exon. NCBI's taxonomy places the organism in Eukaryota, Fungi, Ascomycota, Saccharomycetes, Saccharomycetales, Saccharomycetaceae. Gene Ontology annotation, cellular component: CCR4-NOT complex; P-body; CCR4-NOT core complex. Gene Ontology annotation, biological process: negative regulation of translation; mRNA catabolic process. The record is from RefSeq and is a predicted model, not a curated record. The coding region runs from base 1 to 957 and encodes 318 amino acids.